This is a messenger RNA of Salvia hispanica, 1250 nucleotides long. NCBI's taxonomy places the organism in Eukaryota, Viridiplantae, Streptophyta, Magnoliopsida, Lamiales, Lamiaceae. The record is from RefSeq and is a predicted model, not a curated record.
AGAAUCUUCCUCCUUCACCGGCACAUGGUGUCUUUGAGUUUAAUCACAAAACACUUGAGUCAUUCUUGUUUUUUUUUUAUGAUUAGUAAAGCUUUCUGAAAUUUUUGUUUACUACUCCUAUCUGUCAGAUUUUGCCUUUUUGGUUUCUUUACCUUUAUCCUUCUCCCCUCUACUCUAUAUAUAUGGACUAUAUUUCUGGGGUUUGUAGAAUUGAGUUAAUCACACUACUAUUUCUUUGCUGUGAUGGUUGCUAUGAAUUGCACAGCUAUGCAGCAGAAGCUAUCGUUCCCCAACAAGCACGGUGAGAAGCUUGUUGGCAUACUCCACGACACUGGCUCUCCACACCUUGUAAUUCUCUGCCAUGGUUUUCGAUCAUCGAAGAAUGACAAGAUCUUGGUGAGUAUUGCUGCUGCUUUAGAAAAAGAAGGAAUCAGUGCUUUUCGCUUGGAUUUCUCCGGAAAUGGGGAAAGUGGAGGCUCUUUCCAGUUUGCUAACUACUCAAGAGAGCUUGAAGACAUAAGAUCUGUGUUUGAGUACUUCAUUGGAUCGAACCGCUCCCCAAUUGCAGUUGUUGGUCAUAGUAAAGGUGGGGAUGCUGUCAUUCUGUAUGCAUCUAAAUAUCACGAUAUACCUGCUGUGGUGAAUCUUUCUAGUCCUUCUGAUCUCGUAAGAGGAAUGGAGGACCGGUUUGGUAAAGAUAUCUGGAAUAGACUCACCAAAGAUGGAUAUGUGGAUAUUAUAUCCAAAACAGGUGAAUUGGAAUACCGUCUCACUGGAGAAGGCAUGAGGGAGCGACUCAAUACAGACAUGCGUGAAGCCUGCCGUUCAAUUGAUGAGAAAUGCAGGGUGCUGACAGUGCACGGGACAGAUGAUGAGGUUAUCCCGGUUGGAGAUGCAUAUGAGUUUGCCAAGAUGAUACGAAGCCACCAGCUGAAAAUCAUACAAGGAGCCAAUCAUGGAUACACUUCACAUCAAGAAGAGAUGGUCUCAGCUGUUCUGCCUUUCCUCAAGGAAUGCAUGAGCCGCUCAGGCUCAUCAUGUGGAGGGUGCAGGGAUUGAUUCAUAGCUAAUAAUGCCCCAUCCUUUGUUCCAGAAAAGACUUAUGCAACUUUGAACAUUUUAAAUUUCAAGAAAAUAGGAUUAUGGUGUAUGUUUAUGUCUAUUUAUGUACACAACAAUUUCCUAAUCCAAACAGUGGUGAAGUAUUUUUCUUCUUUAUCAAUAACAUUAUGCAGCUAAUUUAAUCUCAA